AUGAAGCACGAAGCUAAUUUAGUGGCUAUCGUGAUCCUGUCUCGGGGAAAGUGCAACCUAUCUAGAUGCAUUACUCAGUACCUGGUGUCCAUGGCGGUAGCGGAUCUCUUGGUCGUGAUCACAGCGGUGAUAUUGAACAGAAUCCGUGGUAUUUAUUUCCCGCUGAGUUUUCUGACUCAAACUCGGGGGUGCAGUGCUACCGCCGUCGUAACAUAUGCAGCCAGAGACAGCUCUGUCUGGUUAACUGUCGCUUUUACCUUUGACCGAUACCUUGCCAUUUGUUGCCCGAAACUCAAAAGAAAAUAUUGCAACGAACGAACAGCGGCCGUGGUUAUAGGUACAGUUUGUGCCUUGAGUUCUGUGAGAAACCUUCCCUGUUAUUUUAUGUACGAACCAUUGUACGUGGUAAAUAAUGUUUCGUGGUUUUGCAGCAUAAGGCCAGUGUUCUACACGUCAGUUGGUUGGGCAGCAUUCGACUGGCUGGACCGGAUUUUGACUCCAUGUGUACCCUUCGUUCUGAUCUUGCUACUCAACGCUCUGACGGUCAGGUACAUUCUAGCCGCCAACAGAGCUCGGCGGAGACUCCAAGUGGGCAACAAAGGAGAGAAUCAGAAUGACCCAGAAAUAGAGAAUCGAAGGAAGUCCAUUGUUUUGCUGCUGUCGAUAUCGGGGACUUUUAUCCUGUUGUGGCUGACGUAUGUAAUAAAUUUGCUGUAUGUGCGGGUUACAAAGAGUAGCUAUUUUGCAGGAUCCGAUUUUAGUGAUCCUCGCUUCAUUUUGCAGGAAAGCGGGUACAUGCUCCAACUAUGGAGCUGUUGCACUAACACCUGCAUUUACGCAGGGACCCAGAGAAAAUUCAGAGAGGAGCUAAAGAAAGCGGCUAAAUAUCCCCUCCACUUAAUUUGGAAGAUCUUGCACAACUGA
Leucoraja erinaceus (little skate) is the source of this 924-nucleotide messenger RNA. Its product is annotated as probable G-protein coupled receptor 139. Gene Ontology annotation, molecular function: G protein-coupled receptor activity. Gene Ontology annotation, biological process: G protein-coupled receptor signaling pathway. The coding region runs from base 1 to 924 and encodes 307 amino acids. Gene Ontology annotation, cellular component: membrane. NCBI's taxonomy places the organism in Eukaryota, Metazoa, Chordata, Chondrichthyes, Rajiformes, Rajidae. The transcript has 2 exons. The record is from RefSeq and is a predicted model, not a curated record.